CCUUCCAGUCUCUCUCAUCUUAGUGGGGUCCAUAGCCAGCUCUCCUGUUGCUCAGAGAUGUGGAGGCAGUUGCUAAGAGACAGUGAAACGUCAGUACCUGGCCCUCGAGGAAAAAAAGGGAGCGAAAAAGGGAGAGAGGAGGGGGAGAGAGGAAAGGAAGGCGGAGGGAGGGGAAGACCUGGCGGAAGCCACAUACCCCAGCAGCCUCAGCACCAGCUGAGUUUCGGGAAGAAGCAUUCGGAUUCUGUGAACUUUCUUCUAAGCAUCCUCUCUCUGAUUCUCCUUUUUGAGUAAAAGAAGGGGAACAGCCAGGCACCGGGAGCACAGGACGGGAAACCACAGAGGAUGCUGCCCCGGGAUCCAGGAGCCAUGGAGGAGGAGAGGCCGGGGGAGGGGACUUGCCGGGGAGGCAAUCUGUUCUCCUGAAGCAGCGAGCGGGAUUCCAGGAUGAGGGAGGGAGACCCGUGUAUGCCGCAGAUUGAUGGCUGUGUCCUUGGAACAGAAGGAAAUUCUGUACCGGCCUGCUGAACACAGAGCCGGGCGGGGAGAGCGGCCCCGGCUCAGGACAAGUCGCCAAAGCUGUCCUAGCUGCCCGCCUCCUGCACCACCAGGACAUAUGGCUCUUUCCAGACUUGGCAGCCGACAGCGGGUGUCACUCGGGUCCUCCCCAACCUGGGAAAAGAAGAGCCUCCUUGGGGAUUUCAGUAGAUGCUGAGGCUGAGGACUCGGGCUAUCAGGAGGCCCAUGGGGACCCACUCCCCACCGGGCUCCCUUCUUAAAACACCCGCCCCAGGACCCCCUUGGACUCGAGUCCCCUGGGCUACCAGAAAGAAUGGCUUCUGAGACUUCCCAUGCUGGAGAUCUGGCCUCCUAGUUGGUCCCAGACGUGAGACAGGGCUCAGGGUUUUUCGAUGCCCCAGGACCUUCAACAGACACUUUUCAUGUCCUUCCCCCCACCCACCAGCACCACCUCUCCAACAUAAUACAGAGAGGAAGCACCCAGCAGUCAUGGGUGAGAGGAACACAGAUCUACAAGGACCCUUCCACAUCCACGACCUGCUAGCAGCAGGUCCAGCCCCAUCCUCAGCUCCUUCCUCUCCCAAGUCUUGAUCAUCUUCUCAGAUCCUGAGGGACCUCAGCUGGAUUGAUUGCCCCCUGGGCUCCAAAGGGUACUCCCUGUGGAUCUCACCUAGGGAGCCCUCUGGUGCUUAGAGGCUCUGGGCAAAGGCUUGAGCCAUGAUACCACGUGCCCAGAAGCCCCACCUUCCAGGACUCUGGCCCUGAUGUAGCUGUCUUUCGGAGGCACUGACUCUUGCUUCAUGGACACGGCCUCAGCCCCAGUGGGCUCCCUACAGCACUGCUGUUGCCAGCUGCCUGAGAUGGGUGACACCUGGUCCCAGCUGCCCUGGCCUGGGCCCCCCCACCCGGCCGUGCUGCUGGUCUCCCUCCUCUUGGCAGCCGGGGUGAUGCACUCGGAUGCCGGCACCAGCUGCCCGGUCCUCUGUACGUGCCAUAACCAGGUGGUAGACUGCAGCAGCCAACGGCUGUUCUCCGUGCCCCCAGACCUGCCGAGGGACACCCGCAACCUCAGCCUGGCCCAUAACCGCAUCGCGGCCGUGCCGCCCGGCUACCUCACGUGCUACAUGGAGCUCCGGGUGCUGGAUCUGCGCAACAACUCCCUGAUGGAGCUGCCCCCAGGCCUCUUCCUGCACGCCAAGCGCUUGGCACACCUGGAUCUGAGCUACAACAACCUCAGCCACGUGCCAGCUGAUAUGUUCCAGGAAGCUCACGGCCUCGUGCACAUCGACCUGAGCCACAACCCGUGGCUGCGCAGGGUGCACCCCCAGGCCUUCCAGGGCCUGGUGCAACUCCGAGACCUGGACCUCAGCUACGGGGGCCUUGCCUUCCUCAGCCUCGAGGCCCUGGAGGGCCUGCCAGGGCUGGUGACUCUGCAGAUCGGCGGCAACCCCUGGGUGUGCGGCUGCACUAUGGAGCCGCUGCUGAAGUGGCUGCGGAACCGGAUCCAGCGCUGCACGGCGGAUUCUCAGCUAGCUGAGUGCCGAGGUCCCCCUGAAGUCGAGGGCGCCCCACUCUUCUCACUCACUGAGGAGAGCUUCAAGGCCUGCCACCUGACCCUGACCCUGGAUGAUUACCUCUUCAUUGCGUUUGUGGGCUUCGUGGUCUCCAUUGCCUCCGUGGCCACCAACUUCCUCCUCGGUAUCACAGCCAACUGCUGUCACCGUUGGAGCAAGGCCAGUGAAGAGGAAGAGAUUUGAUGUGGGCUCCUGGUGUCCCUCCAUGCUGCUGGCCACCACUGCUGCUGACCACCAGACACUGCUCACUCUGGCUCAUGGUGCGCCGGCCACCUCUGUCAUGACCCAAACAAGGUCAGGAAACUAUCUUUGUGUGAGCUUCAACUGUGGGCCAGACACUGUGCCAGAACUGGAAAUGUCAGGUGACUCUGACCUAGUCCCUGCUCCCAAGGCUCUUACCUCUAAUGGAAGAGAGAGAUUCAAAAACUAUUCCCUUUAAGACAAUUUGUCAGCACUCUCAGAGGAGUUAUGAAAGCCCAGAGGAGGGAUCAUCAACUGUGCCUAGGAAAGUCCAAGAGAAUUACAAGAAUGGAGGCAAUUUGUGAACUGAGUCAUCAAAAAUUGUCUGCUUUGUCAACUAGAUUUGGACAUGAGCAAAUGACAGAGGCCAGAUCAUGCAUGAUGUGUGAGAACGGAGACUAAUCCUUGUAACUUAAGCACAUAGAGCAGGUGUGACACAGGACCAAAACUUCCCUCUGACACCGAAUCUUUCAACUCCUGGAGUUGCUUACCACUGCCUCCAAAGGGAGAGAACACCUCCAUGCCAGCCCCCGAGGCCUCCUCCUGCCAGAAGUUACCAGAUAAGACCACCUCCUAAGGACUGCCCCUCAUACUAUAUCCAUCAAUUGCAGCCUACCAGUGAGGUCCCAGGUACCAAGUGGAGGUAUCUAAUCUUCUCCUGAAUCUCACUCAAGCUUUGGCUUCAGAAGAGGGAAGCAGGAGGACCAGCAAUGGGGCAGCAAGAGUCCUGGCACCCUGGAACUCCUAAUUUUGUGACUGUUCUUGCCACGGUGCUCAUGCCAAAGGAUCUCACCAGGAAAGUGCACUGUAGCAUGAGAGUAGCCAAGACUGAUGGAAGAAAAGGCCACCAGAGUUGUGACUAUAGGAGGAUUUUCUCUUUCUUCCAAGAAAUUCACCCAUUUAAGCAUCAGGGUAUGAGAGCUAUUAAUUACCAAGCACUUGCCAGUGUCAGACACUGUGAUAUGCUCUCUCCACAGGCAAUUCUCUUUAAUGCACACAUCAAUCUUGUGAGGUAAGCGUUGUUAUUCCCAUUGUAUAGAUGAGGGAAUGAAGGUUCAAAGAGAGUUUAAAGUCACAUGUUGCUUAACAAGCAAAAUAAAGUCUGUGCUCUUUCUACCCUAUCCAAGCUGGGAGAACACCACAGUUCCCUCUAAAGUUAUACAAGUUCAAAUUAAAGUAGUGUUGAAUAAGUGCUCCCAAUGAUGGCCAGGCUCUCUUCUGGGCACUUUUAAAUCUACUGACUCUCCUAUUUCAAUUCUCACAGCAACACUGCCUGGUGGUCUUUAUUAUUUCCAUUUUACAGUUGAAUUAAUUGUAGAGAGCUGAGUAUCUUACCCAAGGCUAUCUGGGUAAACUCUAGAAGCAAGGUGAUAGGCAGCUCCAUUCAGGGAAACCGUGUCUAAUCGGUCAUCACAAAUCAAGUUAACUUCAUGUGCAAAGCACUAUUAUCAUCAUUGCUGCUGUUAACUCCAUCCUCAUCAUCAGCUUCCUCAGAUCCUUCCCUGUAUUUGUUCAGCACUGGACAGCUCCUAACAGGCUGUUCAGCGUCAUUCUUCUUGACUUUUCACAACCCUAAGUGGGAGGCAAACCAAACAUAAUUACUCCUAUUCUGAAGAAUGGAAAAUAGAGACUCAAGAGCAGGUGUGACUUGCCAAAGCAGAAAAGUUGAGACUCAACUUCAACUUGGCUCUCUCUCCAGCUUUCCCAGGUGCUUGGGAAGAGAAUGGCCAGGAUGGCAGGGUAGUGGGGCUCUUGGAUUCAGCAGCCAUGAACAUCCAGUAGAUCAGCUAAAUAAAAGGCAGCAAAAUCCAGCUGCUGCACAGAUUUCGAUGAGCUCAGAGUAGAGCAAAUCACAGCCUCUGAAACAUAGAAGCAGCACAAAUAACACCUGAAUAGGAGUCAUCUGCCUUGCAAAGUGUAAAUAACACAUUAGAACUAGUGGCCAUGGUGGUAGUCAUGCAAAAAAAAAAAAUUCUUUGGGAAACAAGAGAGGAAGUUGUGCUAACCCCUCCUACUCAAGCCCUGCUGUGUUGUGUUGCAAGUGAUACAAAGGGUGCAAGAGAACUGUGGGGUGAGAACCUCAGCAGGAUAGGAGAAGAAAUUAAGGCACAGUCCAACAUGUUGGUAAGGUUGGCCAGGAUAAUGAUUAAAACAGGGGCUUUCUACAUUGCCCCCCAGCUCCAACAAUGUUGCAUCACCCCAUCCUCCUGAGAGAAGAAUAAAGGGAAAAACAGCAUGUCAACUUCCAAGAAGUCUUCCCUUACUCAUGCUUCCCUGAGCUAGUCAACCAAAAGAGCACCUAGAAACUUUGCUAGACCUGGGGUACUUGAAAUUUGUAUCCCCUACAUCUCAUUAAUAACAUUUGUGCAAGAUCCUGCUCCUGUGGCAUCUGGAGUAGAACUGUGCCUGCUGUCCUCUUCCACUAUACCCAGGCUACUCUUCAACAGUCAAGCUAACAGCCUAAUAUAUUUGGAGAGGAAAUUUUAGAAAUAGUCUCGACACAAAUAGCUAAGCCUCCCAUAGAGGGACACCAUAUACAUCUAUUAUAAUCUCCUAGAGACUCUUAUUUACUGAAAUAUAGUUAAUAUAUUUUAAGAUAUGUACCUUUUUGCAUAGAACUAGAAUGAAACAAGACACCUAAUACCCCCUUGAAUUCAAAUGUCCUUUCUAAUAAGACUAUUUGUCCCCAUUAAUGGCAAAUCUUUCUGAGUAAGAUACAUGACAUUUAAAGAACAGAUUCUUCUCCAGCAGCUAGAAGGUCCCCAGUUAGCUAAAGCACAAUAAUAAAACUUCUCACCUGACAAGGAAUUCCAUGUCUCCCAUCACCACCACCCUCUUGUGCAGGCUAUCAGAACCAAGCUUCUAGAAGCACACCUCUCUAGAGGUAAUAUAACUGCCCUAGUUGUAAAUGUUCACACAAUCCUGCUGACCAAGAAACCAUGAAGAUAUUCCUACAAGCCUUGAAUAAGUUUUUUUCAGACUAGUUAACGUGUAAAUAUUGGGGCAUCUCUGAGGCAAUGUGUCUGUUCAUGAGGUUCCAUGAACGUUGGGUAUCUACUGAUAUGGGGCCAACCUCUCUGGAACUUGAGUUCAGUUCUCUGACACAGUAUACUCAACCAUCUGUUCAUUGCAUCACUUGGUACAAUAAGUGGAAUCCCAUUAGGAUUGGGUUAGGGAUCACUGCUCAGAAAAAUAUAAAAAGAGAUAAAUGUGUGGCUGAGGCAACCUAGCAACAGCCUGACUGCUUCCCUCCAUUCUCUAUCUCUCAGAGAUUUGUCCUUAUCACAGAAGCUUCCUUUAUGCUGGGCCAGAGGAUAUCAAAGUUUAGCUAACCAACAGUGCUAUGAUAGUGCACCAAGAAAAUUGUUCUUUAGAAAAGACCCCAAUCUGUACCACACCACUCUGGACCAGUUGAUUCCAGUCACCAACAGACAAAUCCUCACCUGUUUCUCCAUUCCCAUAGGGAGUACCGGGAAAUUCUGCAGAAAUAGGUCCCCAGAGUUGCUAUAGAGUUUGCUAGCUCUUUUCAAGGAAGAUGGCAUAUGGUUUGAAUAGCCCAAGAAAGGCAUUUCUCUUCAACCAUCAGGAAACACCUACAGCCUCCAUUUUCCUUAUAGAUGUUUUUGUGGAUAUUGCUCUGACAUUCUUUUCAGCUCUAGAAGAGUAUAAGGAGACAUCUUUGCCCAUUUCUCAGAAGAACAAUUUCCCAAAGCUAGAGAAUCUUGUCUGCUCUACCCACCUCAGAGGAGGCAAAAGGGAGAUGAAGGAGGCAAGUUGCAAAGUCCUAUGUAAAUCACCACCAUGUUUGCCACAGCUUUGGGUUGGAGAGCUCUGGAUUCACUGAGCUCUCAGUUUUUCUAAGCUCUUGUCCUGUGGAAUGCUGAUGU
Messenger RNA from Canis lupus familiaris (dog), 6220 nucleotides. It is a transcript of the gene LRRC55, whose product is annotated as leucine rich repeat containing 55. Bases 1320 to 2276 code for a protein of 318 amino acids. Gene Ontology annotation, molecular function: potassium channel activator activity; transmembrane transporter binding; voltage-gated potassium channel activity. Gene Ontology annotation, cellular component: voltage-gated potassium channel complex. The record is from RefSeq and is a predicted model, not a curated record. NCBI's taxonomy places the organism in Eukaryota, Metazoa, Chordata, Mammalia, Carnivora, Canidae. The transcript has 3 exons.